Molecule: messenger RNA, 2091 nt
Organism: Somion occarium
Lineage: Eukaryota; Fungi; Basidiomycota; Agaricomycetes; Polyporales; Cerrenaceae
Source: the annotation of a GenBank genome assembly
GCAGGACAACCCAGCUUGGAGAGCAGUCUAUUCGCUCUCAAAGAGCAAUAUCGUUACAUUGAGGGCAUGUAAUAGUACCUUCUCUCCCGAUUUCUUCAGUCACAGAAAGACAAAUUCUCCAUGUCGUUUAUUCCGAGAUUGGAACAAUAACGUUCAUGCCCUGAACAGGAACAUGAACCAAUGCCCGGGAGACCCAUGUCUUCUCCGCCAUCGCAAGGCAAACUCUAAUCUUUACAUCUAUGGAUGAUACACAUGACCUUGCAUGGAUACGAUUUCCUUGUUCUUCGGCAGCAGAGAUGUUUCUGCAAUUCAGUGCGAAGGUAUUCGCAUUUGCCUUUGAGCAUCGUCAAUUUCAGCCUUCAAAUACUCCAAUUCAACGCUUCUUCUCUUCAUAUCAUCGUAACUCCCUUGAACCCCAAGGAUAAUCUUGUCGCGACAUGACCUCAACCCCCGUAUUGCUUAGUGACCGCAUAAACCAGCUAGGACUCUGCGAGUCACGGUUGGAAGUCAAAGGACCUCCCAGUCAAAUGACGGAUACAAAAUCCGAACUUGUGGGAUGGACAGCGUACAACGGUGGAUGGAAUGUGGAUCGCUCAUCAGCCUCGUUGACACCAUUGGAGGAGAAGGAACACCUCGUCAAAGACAUCUUAGCGGAACUGACGCUCCAAGCCCAGUAUUUCAACAUGAUGACUGUGAUGAUCUCUCAGGCUGUUGGCGAGCAUUUUGAUUACCCACAACGUCCUGCCAAGGAAGGAAAGUCUAUUGUAAUGAUCAAAGGUGGCUUCUCUUUGAACCCAGAGUUCCAAAGGAUAAAGAUAUGGAUACCUAAAGCAGAUGCAGGUUUCAAUGAUGCCAGUUUGAACAUCGGAAAUAUGGAAAGCGUGAUUGACCUCAUUAACGGUGUCGCCGUUGAACAUGUGAAGUCAAACUUGGAAGCCUUAGAACACCCCUUCUCAUUGACAUAUGAAGUGACACGUGUUGAUCGUAACGCUCGAUCACGCAGCAAGACAGGCCAGACAACGGAUAAACACUACAUACCCAUUACCCUCAGGCCGUCGGCCACUUUAGCAGGGGAAACUCCUACGCAGGCGUCUCGACGUCAAAGAUUAUUAGAUCGAGAGCCAUGGGGAUCGAUACUGCUUAUCACCGCAGAUCCAAAAUCAUCAUUAUCUGAAAUGUCAGUUCGACAUGUUGUUGGGUCGCGGCUUAGGUUCAUAUUUCAACUUCCCAAUUGUGAUGUCUCAAGUGACCGUAUUGUGGACACAUUCCGUGAGCUCAAGAUGUCCUCAGAUGACUCGAAAGGGAAGCCAGACUUUGCCGCUGUUCGUAUCCCAGCUGCUCCGCUUCCUGACAUUCUUGCACAACCCGUUUUCGCGGUCGGGGAGGCUAAACAAAGUCAUACUGGUGCGGGUGCGAAUCCCAGCCCAAAUCAACCCAACUUCCGGGCACAGAUGCAAGCUGCGAUUUAUCCUAUCAUGGUCAUGUUGAUCCUCAUAUAUGAGGAACAGCACCGAAGGGCCGCGGUGCGACCACAGCUUUCUCGCGAAUUGAUAAUCUACGGAACCUACUUGGAUGAAGGGUCUGUAAAGCUAUAUGCACAUUUUCCAUACUGGGACCCCACCGAUGACGAGGGCGGACCAGGCUGGCGCUUCGCACAGGUGUUGAUGGGGGAGUACACUCUCGCGCAUGUGGGAGAGGAAGAUGAUAAGGGCAAUGCGCCACACCGAUGGCAACUCACUGUGGCCCUGAUCACUGCUCGUGCACACUCGGUACGCCUAGCCGAAUACUUCGACGAAAAGUUGUGCGGCACUUGGGCAAAAAUUUGCAAUAAACACAUGGUGCAAAUCAGGCCCAAUACGCCUCCGAAGGACAUGGGCCACAAACGCCUGCUAAUGCGCCCGCUGUGCCGUCCCCACUUAGACAAUAAGCAUACCAAGGCUAUAGCAUCUAUCUUCUCAUGUGCUUCACAAAUGAUUAUCAAUGUCAGUCCUACAAGACGUCCUGUAAGUUGUACCAGUAAACUACUAGUGAUAUACUGUCGACCAUGAUGUACAUAACUCGAAUAUGUCAUUCUUGUCACCUUGACUAACC